UUUUUCAUCAAUUGAAAUCUGUUUCUAUAUCUAUGUAGUGUGAAAGUACCAAUUAUGUUAUCAUCUUGACCACAUGUUUUUUUUCAUGCUUACAUGUUUUGUCUCCAUUACUCCUCAGGCACAUCAGCAAUCCAGAUAUUUUGCGAUUCGACUGGCGCUUCACAUGGUUCAACAAAGUCCGACUGUUGUCCAUUCAGAAUGUCAACUUCAAAUCUGUGCCUUGCGAUGCCUGGCUUAAUAUGGAAGGCAUGGAGGUUUUGGACAUAUCAAACAACCGCCUGCAGGACAACAUCCUCUUCAACCAGAGAUGCGACUACAGGGGCACCAUGCCGGCUCUUCGUUCCUUCAAUGUCAGCACCAACCAACUGACAAGCCUUAAGGACUUAGCCUCCCUGACCAGGGAGUUCAAACAGUUGAAGGUCCUGGAUGUCAGCCACAACAUGCUUGGCUCUGCUGAGAAGAGUCGCAACUGUAACUGGAUGCAGAACAUCACCCAGGUGAUCGCUCACCACAACCGAUUCGAAAGUGGUGCCGUCCAGUGUCUGCCCACCACAGUACAAUUCCUGGACCUCUCGUACUGUGACCUGGACCAGCUGGACAUGGCCUACUUCCAACAAACCAUCAGCCUCAAGGAGCUCCUGCUCAAUGGGAACAAGAUCAAGUUCAUCCCCUCUGGGUGGAGAAGUCGCUCCUUGCAGUCACUGGCUCUGGAUGGGAACUCCUUUGGGCUCAUCAGCAUGGGCUCCUUCCAGGACAUGCCCCAGCUUUCUCGACUGACAGCAGGGAACAACCCAUUCCACUGCACAUGCGACCUCCACGCCUUCAUCCAGGACACAAUUUCCAAGAGGAAGGUCAACAUCACUGACUGGCCAGAGAACUACAAGUGUUACCACCCAGAGGCCCUGCUCAAUACCGCUGUGGCAAAUUUCUUCCCGGGUCACGUGGCCUGCGAUAUCAGACUGGUCAUCAUCAUCUGUGUGGCUACUACUGCUGCUGUGGUUUUAGUGUUGAUGCUUAUAUGCUACAUAUUCAAUGUUCCCUGGUACACCAAAGCCACAUAUCAGAUCCUCAGAGCCAAAUACAGGGCUCAUCAGGAAGGAACAUCUGGAAAAUCACAAAUCUAUGCUUACCAUGCAUUCAUCUCCUAUAGCCACCCGGAUGCAGACUGGGUCAGGGACCAGUUGUUGCCCUGCUUGGAGAACAGCAAGCCCCCCUACCGACUCUGUAUCCAUGAGAGAGACUUCAUGCCAGGAAAAUGGAUAAUCGACAACAUCAUUGAAAAUAUUGAGAGCAGCGAAAAGGUCAUAUUUGUGUUGUCACACCACUUUGUGAACAGCGAUUGGUGCAACUACGAGCUCUACUUUGCCCAGCAAAGAGCCAUCAGCAAGACCUUCAGUGAUGUUAUUCUGGUGGUUAAAGAACCCAUCGACCCUGAAUCUCUGCCCAGCAAGUAUUGUAAGCUCAAGAAGAUGCUGAACACCAAAACGUACUUAGAGUGGCCCCAGCAAGUCAAGCAGCAGACCUUCUUCUGGGCUCAACUUAGGAGCUGCCUGGGCAAGCCCACAGUGACUAGAGAGCAGGCUCUUAGUGGUAGGAGCAGCAGUGUAUCCUCAGUUGGCGCUGUGCCUGUGAUAGAGAUUCCUCUAGAGGAUGAGAAGCCAGCGAUAGCUAUGCCAAAUUUAGACAGAGAAGCAGAGCUCCACAAAGUAGUUCCUCAGGAGAUCAAAAAUCUUUUCAGUGAGAAGUGCAGAGUUUUGUGGGCAAAGACUGAUCCCUGUAGCCGUGGCAUGAGACAAAAUAAGCCAAGCAUGUAGCUUGUAAUGUGCAAAGUGUCCCAAGACCAAUCUCUCUCUGAAGUGCUGAGCUUGAGUGACUUCUUGGCCAUGCUGUGGCAGAUAAUGUGUUUCCAAGCUGCUUGUGGCAUUAGCAAGUGUUUCAUAAUGAUGACAGUGCAUAACAUGAUCCGUCUGCCACCCACCCUUCUGACAUGUACAGUGCUUACUCCCCCUUGAACUCUUUACAUUUUCUUGCGAUACAAAGUGGGAUUGAAAUAGAUUUAAUUGUAAUUUUUUUGUCAUUGAUCUUCACAAAAUACUCCAUAAUGUCAAAGAGUUAUACAAAUGUUUACAAAUGAACACAAAUGAAAUAUUAAAUUAAAAAUCAUCUUAACAAAUCUCAUAAUAAGUUAUAUGGACUCACUCUCUGUGAAAUAAUAGGGGUUGAUGGGAUUUCUGAAUGACUACUAUCCUUUGUCUCCCACACACACACACGCCACACACACACGCGCACACGCACACGCACACGCACACAACAUCUGUAAGGUCCCUCAGUCAAGUCUUGAAUUUCAAGCACAGAUUUAACUACAAGGACCAAGGAGCUUUUUGAAAGAAGGGAAGUGAUUGGUAGAUGGGUAACAAUAACAAAUCAGACAUUGAAUAUAUGUUUAAGCAUGGCCAAGUUGAUAAGUAUGCUGUGGAGGAUGUAUCAAACAACCCAGACACAUCAAAGAAACAGUCGUCCUUCUGAACUGAGCUGCAGGAUAAGAAGGAAACCGCUUAGGGAUGUCAACAUAAGGACAUUGCUGAUUUUAAAACAGCUACAGAGUUCAAUGGCUGUGAUGGGAGAAAACUGAGGAUGGAUCAAUAACAUUGUAGUGACUUCACAAUAAAUGACAGAGAAAAAGAAUAAUACAAAUACACAGAAUAUAUAUUUUCCCCAAAACCUGCAUAUGUAUGCAACAAGGCACUAAAGUAAUACUGAAAGAAAAAGAAACAAGGCAAAGGAAUACAGUUUUUUGGACUAAAUGCAAAUCACUGAGUAACUGCCUCCUUAUUUGCAAGCACGGUGGUGGCUGCAUCAUGGUAUGGGUAUGCUUGACAUCGGCAAAUACUGGUGAAUUGUUCAGGAUAAAAAGAAACAGGAUGGAGCUAAGCACAGGAAAAACCGUAGAGAAAAACCUGCUUUAGUCUGCUUUACACCAGACACUGGGAGAGGAGUUCACCUUGAAGCAGGACAGUAACCUAAAACACAAAGCCAAAUCUACACUGGAGUUGUUUACCAACAAGACAGUGAAUGUUCCUGAGUGGCCAAGUUACAGAUGACUUAAAUCUGCUUGGAAUUCUAGGGCAAGUCUUGAAAAUGACUUUCUAGCCAUGAUCCCCAACACCUUCCCAGAAUUUUGAAAAGAAUAAUGGGGAAAUAUUGCACAACACAGGUGUGCAAAGCUCGUAUAAGACUUACCCAAGAAGACUCAGAGCUGUAAUCACUUCCAAAGGUGUUUCUAACAUGUAUUGACUCAGGGGGUGACAAUGUAUCUAAUCAAGGUGUAUGAACGUUUUAUUUUUCAAUUAUGCUAAAAAAAACUUUGACAGAGUAUUUUGUGUAGAUCGUUGACGAAAAAAAGACCAUGAAAUCAAUUUGAAAUCCAGUUUGUAACACAAUAAAAUGUGAAGAAAUUCAAGGGGGGUGUAGAUAAUUUCUAUAGGCACUGUAAGCUCUCUGCCCCAUGUGCUCUCUAAGCGACCCAGGCCAAGGGCCCUGCUGACAGGUGUUGAUAGACCACAAACUCAACAGCUCAAAUGGGAUCUCCCGUGUCACACUUCAGAUAACAAGCAAGGUGCCAGGAAGAUAUGGUGACAGGUGUCAUGCAGCGUGGUUACACUCCCAACACCACUCGGCCAAUGAUCACAAUUACUGUAACACAAAAUGGAUGCCAUUUAGCAGACAUUUUAAUCCAAAGCAAAUGACAUUUUAUGUGCACGUGCCACAUACACAUGCCAUGUAGAAUCUGCUCUGGGUAUGCAAGCCACAAAUCUCAUAUGAAAGAGGGAACCAGUGGGGACUGCAUGUUAAAUGACAGUUGUUUAGAAUGAAAAAUGUAGCUUAUGCAAUGUAUUCAUGUCCAGUAAUUUUGAGAAAAAUGUGAUCCAAAUAUUUAAAACAAUAUAAAUACAUUAUAAUAAUGAAAUAUAGUUUCCUAAAUAUGUUUUACUUUUCUAUACUCUUUACAUGCUUUAAUGUACAUGUGAAUGUUAUUGUUAAUGUGAAUGGUAUUUACUAAUUAAGUAAAUAACAAACAAGUUAAUUGCUUAUCAUAACAUUUUUCCUAAUGCAAAUGCAUUUAAGCCAAUAACUCUAAUAAAACAGUGGUGUGUUUUAUACUUGACUGUUGAGUGGGUAUUUAGAAAUAGGGAUGUGUUAAAAUGCAGUGUAAUUCUGUUUUACAAUAUCAGUGUGAAGGGCUACUUUGUGAAACAAUAGAUGACACCCUUUUACAUUUUCUGGAAGUCACAUUUAUUUGAUGUGUGUGUGUGUGUUUUGAGGAAGAGAUCCGACUUAUAUCACAGACACUGGCAGAUGUCAGACAUGAUAUAACAAACAGCAUCUGCCUGUAGUUAUAUGCCCAGCAAGACAACAAACAUGACAUAAUGCCACAGGGGUCACAUGAAGUUCAGAUUGAUUCUGGGAAGAAUAUGCUGAGAUCCUUUCGCAUGGGAUAUUACUAUCUGGGUGUAUAUAUAUUUUUUAUUUUAUACCAUUUUGAUAUCUUGCAAUGCUUCCAGAUUCAAUAUCCAAAUAUUUGAACGUUGAUUUGAUGUACAUCAUUAAAUAUGG
Oncorhynchus keta (chum salmon) is the source of this 4614-nucleotide messenger RNA. Its product is annotated as toll-like receptor 1. The record is from RefSeq and is a predicted model, not a curated record. Gene Ontology annotation, cellular component: membrane. Lineage: Eukaryota; Metazoa; Chordata; Actinopteri; Salmoniformes; Salmonidae. The coding region runs from base 240 to 1814 and encodes 524 amino acids. Gene Ontology annotation, biological process: immune response; toll-like receptor signaling pathway; inflammatory response. Gene Ontology annotation, molecular function: protein binding; transmembrane signaling receptor activity. The transcript has 2 exons.